Mycena citricolor is the source of this 4255-nucleotide messenger RNA. The record is from the annotation of a GenBank genome assembly. NCBI's taxonomy places the organism in Eukaryota, Fungi, Basidiomycota, Agaricomycetes, Agaricales, Mycenaceae.
CGACUGAAAAGACUACAUGAGCCCAGAUGUCUAAAUUCAAGUCAGAAAUGCCCAGAUCAGGCCGGGUUCUACCCGAUUUUACGCUGGUGCAGGGCUCAAAUCUUUCAAGAUCGGCAGGGAUCUAGCCAAGUUUUACGCUAUCUCCGGAGGCUUGCUGCCAUUUUUGAAGCACUUUUACGCUAUUUCCCGGAGGGUUAAGUCAAAAAUUUCGGCCAGAUUUACUUUAUUUCGGAGGAUGUUCACCCUAUGUGUCCGUGGGCCUGCCAGAACCCUGGGACCGAUAACGCUGAUAAGGUCCACGCGCCCGCUCUAUCGACCGAUCAAAAGAAGACGCGCGACGUCACGAAUAUGUCACGCGUCCGACUUCCUGGAACUCCUCAUAACGAUUCCCAAGCACGACAUGUUAUUCCCCACGGACACGCUCCAACACCGCCCGCUUCCGGAAUACCGCGAUGAUGUUCGACCGUCGAGUGCUGCUGGCCGUGCUGAAUCUGCUCGCUGCGGCCGACGCGGUGACCAACUACCAGGCCCAGGGCAAGCACGGCGCCGUCGUGUCCGAGGUUGCCGAGUGCUCGGACAUCGGUCUCAGCAUGCUCAAGAAGGGCGGCACUGCCGCUGACGCCAUGAUCGCGACGUCUCUGUGUGUCGGGACGAUCGCCGCGUACCAUUCGGGUAUCGGCGGCGGUGGCUUCAUGAUAAUCCGCUCCCAAAAGAAGGACGGGCCGGGCUACGAAAUGAUCGACUUCCGCGAAACGAUGCCCGCGGCAGGGAACGAGACGAUGUACCUCGCGAACGCCACCUCGCAGCUGUACGGCGGGCUGUCCGCCGGCGUGCCCGGAGAGCUGCGCGGCUGGGAGGCGCUGCACAAGGCGCACGGGAAGCUGCCGUGGAAGUCCCUCUUCGAGCCGGCCAUCAAGCUCGCGCUCGACGGAUACAACGUGAACGCCGAUCUCGCCGCAGCGGUCAACCCCACGAGCUAUCCGUUCCUCGUGUCCGAUCCCCUCUGGGCGGAGACGUACGCGCCCCACGGGACGCCGCUCGUCGAGAACCAGCGGGCGAGGCGCAAGCGCUACGCGAAGACGCUCGAGAAGAUCGCGAACCACGGCGCGGACGCGUUCUACACGGGCGCCAUCGCGGAGCGCACGGCGGCCGCCGCGCAGCAGAGCGGGGGGAUCAUGACGACGGCUGAUCUGGCCAACUACACGGUGAUCAACCGCGUGCCGGCGAACAUCACCUACCGCGGCAAGUAUCGGAUCUUCUCGACCGUCGCGCCGUCGUCCGGCUCGAUUGUGCUCUCGAUCCUCAAGACGUUCGAAGGCUACAACGGCUCCGCGCAGCUGACCGAUCCGGCGAUCAACGACACGACGCACGAGCUCAUCCAGGCGACGCGCUUUGGGUAUGCCGUGCGCCAGAACUUUGGCGACCCGGCGUUCACUGCGAACGUGACGACCAUCGAGCAGGAGAGUCUCACGGAGCAGGCGGCCGAGCUGUUCCGCUCGAAAAUCGACAACAUCACCCACCCGAUCAACUAUUACGGGUUGACCGAGUUCACGUCGCUGGAGGAGCACGGGACCAGCCAUCUUGCCGUCGCUGACCAGUACGGCAACGCGAUUUCGCUGACGACGACUGUGAACUUCUUCUGGGGCUCUCGAGUCAUGACUGAAGAUGGUAUCAUUCUUAACGACGAGAUGGACGACUUUUCUAGCCCCGGCUCUGUCAACGGAUUCGGAUUCCCUGCUUCGCCCAUCAACUUUGUGCGACCCUUCAAACGACCCCAAUCCUCGAUCUCCUCGUCGAUCGUCGAGGACCUUGACUCGCGCGAGUUUGUGAUGGCGACAGGGAGCGCAGGAGGCAGCCGCAUUAUCACAGCCACUCUGCAGCACCUCUACCACCAUCUCGACCAAGGCUACGACGCGCUGCAGUGCACCCAUGCCAGCCGGUGGCACGACCAGUUGACCGGGCUGACGUACUUCGAGCUGCCGUACCCGAAUCUCGGCCUGCCGGGCUUCAGCAACGCGACGAUCGCCAACCUGGUCGCGCGCGGCUACAACGCCACAUACGAGGACUCGACCGGCAGCACGGCUCACGUGAUCGUCAAGAAAGACGGCGUGUUCCAAGCCGCCAACGACCCGCGCAAGUCAGCAGGUGGACCGGCAGCAUACUAGAUAUCUAGGCGUUCGUCGAUGAAAAAGUAUGGCCAGCGUAGUUGUCCAUCAUGAUAGCAUAAUUUAUUCAGAGACGAUUUGAUCAUCCGCCCAUGAGCUCGACGUGAGCUGGUAAAGCUAUGCGCGCUUGAGUAGCGAAUUCAGUCUGUGCUCGUUGGGAUACAUCCGGGUGCAAACAGGCCUGCAAUCCCACGCGGCGGAGCGCGGGAAACAGGAGGAUCCAGUCCAGAAUCGAUUGCGGGUCGACAUAGUCCUGGUGCCCCGACAGAACCAGAGUAUUCACGCGUGUCAGCGAUCGAGGCACAUCCUCCGAGAUAUCCCUGAGCCAUGUCCCUGAUGGGAUCUGCAGGACAAGCAGCUGCGAGCCGCGAUGCCUCGCGAGCAGGCGCAGAAACGCCUCCAUCAUGGCGCCGUCUGCCGCGCCGGUGAUCCGCACAGAAACGAGCUCAGGAAACACGUCGGCCGGCGCAGCGAACAGGUGGGACGCGCACAGCGCCGUCGUAGUGAUGUUCCUGAUGUGGCGCAGGGUGGCGUGCGGGAACGGCGGCGCGCCCGGGACGGUGAGCGGGUCCGGGUAGUAAUACAGCCGUCGGAGCGCAACGUGUCGGGCGAGGAACCCAUCUAGGUCCCGUGCAUGGAUCCGCGGCUGAUCGCACUCGGGAUCCAUCCGCACGAUGGGCAGAGUCGCGAACGAGAGGACAGGCAGGAUCGCAGCCCACUCCUCGCCGUCGAGCGGCGACGACAGAUCCACCACAUUGGGCCAGUUCGACAGGUCUGGAUUGGCCACCGCCAACGUCCAUUGCGGGAACUGCGCGGACAAGGGUGUCGAGAAGCGCGUUAUCUGCACCGACCUGAUCGUCAUCAGCGGGAACACAGAAAAGCACCGCCCGUUGUGCUGCACGAUAGACGUCUUGGACCGGGUCGUGCGCUUCUCCGGCAGGCCCGCCAUGGCCUCGAGCAGCCCGGAGAAAGAGCUGAACAAUCCGAAUCCGUUCGCCACGGGCGCGUCGUCAGAGUUGAAGGCGUAUCGGUCAAGCCGCCAUGUCCGGAUGUCCCCCGCUCUCGCGGUGAACACGUCGAACCCCGCGAAGACCACGGGCUCGUCUGGGGAUCGCCCGAAGGAGGACAGCGCAUCGCAGAACGCGGCGGUGAUGUCCCGCUGGGGGUUGAACGCCUGCGUGCUGGCAAAGUCCACAGAGGAUAGUAGGUCGCCCCCGAAAUGCAGGUGCACGUCGGUCAGUGCGUGCCGCGCGGCCAGGCGCUUCAGCGCCCCGAGCUCGUGCGGGCACCGGCUGCGCCCUGCCUCCGUGCGCAUGUCGAAGGCGCAGGUCAGGCGGUGGAUGGGGGGUGGGUCCCAGGCCAUGUUGAGCAGGGGCAGCACGGCAGAGGAGAUCGACACUGAACCCGGGAGGAGUUUCGCAGGCUCUUUGCCCUCGUUGGACAGCAAGACCGCCAACGCGAGAGAGUUGAAACGGCGGCAUGUUUGUACUCGUUCGGGAUGUCGAGUGGGUCGAUUGGGAACGCCACCGGGAUGACGGAAGGGGGGUAGAGCCAGCGAGAGAGAAAGCCCGACAUGGGAGGGGGGAACUUGUGCGGAGGGUGAGCACGACUCCAAGUAGUCUGGACACUUUUGAUCGGACUCGGACUGAUCCCUCGUUCUCGUCUUAUUUACCAUGAGCGGCUGGAACUUUGGGCUCAAGCCCGUUCCGCAGGUCGCGCGGCCCUUCGAAACGACAGGGCAAAAAUUCGGCCGCAAGUGCAGAGAGAACCCGUACGUUCCGAUAUGUGGUUUGCUCACUGUCGGCAACCUCGUCAUGGCGAUAGUCAGCCUCGCGCGGGGUCAAUCACUCAGAAUGAACUACUGGCUGCGGGGGCGCGUCGCCAUGCAGGGCCUCACGAUCGUCGCUCUCGUCGUCGGCGCGUCGCGCAUGGGCGAGCUCGACUGGGGCCCCGACCGCUACCAGCGCGGCGUGCACUGGGAUCUGCGCCAGCUGCUCGCGCAGGAGGAGAAGACGUUUUUGGCGCGCAAGAGCGCCGCGCAGUAUGCCGGGGAGGCGGAGGACAGCGUGUACGGCAAGGGCGUCCUCGCG